This is a messenger RNA of Schistosoma curassoni, 4267 nucleotides long. The record is from the annotation of a GenBank genome assembly. NCBI's taxonomy places the organism in Eukaryota, Metazoa, Platyhelminthes, Trematoda, Strigeidida, Schistosomatidae.
UGCGUAAUCGCUCUCUCUCUUGUACUUUUCGAUUUCAGGACCCAAGGAAUAAACAGUUUUUUCACACUUCAAUUAGGGAGGGUUUUCCAAACCUGUGUGAGUUGUUAAAGUGGUGGCAGUUUGCGCGUCCAUCGAUUAAAGUCGCUGUUGGAUGGUCUGUACCACGAAUAACGGAAAUCAUUCUAAAUCUUUAUCAUGAAGCUGGAUCAAACAAGUGAUGAGUCGUCUAAUACGUUCCUGUCGAAGGUUUGUCGCCCGGUCACUGUGAUGCACCAAACCAUAGUUGAUAAGCUCUAUCCGUAUAGGAUAACUAGAUGGCUAUUUGCACUGCUGUUAUUUGCUAUUUACGUGCUCCGGAUAGCAUCUAUCCAGGUGCGUCGAUUUAUGUUACAUAAUGUUUAUAUUCAGGGCUUCCAUAUCGUUAGCUAUACUCUCGCAAUAUAUUUAUUAAGUUUAUUCAUAUCAUUUAUUUCUCCAAAAGUAGAUCCUGCUGCUGCAGAUUAUUCGGGUAAGUGCAUGCUAUUCAUAUUCCUAAAUGGCUACUAGAUGAAAUCCCUACACUUCCACGAACUGUAGGUGAAGAGUUCAGACCAUUUAUACCAAGAUUACUUGAAUCAAAAUUCUGGUAAGACUCUGCUUCCUAACUUUUUUGUGGUAGGUUAUAUGUAUUUCGAACGUUAGUUUUAUAUCUUAAAUUAUCCAAACACGCCAUACGUAUUAGUGAUACGUAAAACAGUUCAGAAACGUAAUUCACAUGACCACUACCUUAAUUGACUAUAAUUUAGCAAAAUUUUCGUAGUAUUUUGUUUCGCAAAAGAAUACUUCCAUUAUUCAGUGGUGGAUAUAUAUGUAUCGUGCUACUCUUUUCCGUUGAUCAUGAUUAUUUCAGCAUCAUUCUGAGAAGGUUGAAAUGCUGCUGUUAGUUUUGCCAUUAAGAAUCUCAGCUGAUCUAAUUUCGUCGCUAGUUUUGUAGUGUUUUACUGUGGUGGACUACGUUUCUCAUUAUUGUCAACAUCCAUAUCGUGGAUCAACAUAUUGCUGCAAACAUCAUCUGCAACUGAAAACCAGUUUUGAAUAAAGUCCCAUCCAGCGAAUUCGACGGAGAUCUAAUGCCAAGAAAAGUCUAUCCCUGUCGGUUCGGAGUGCAUGUGGCGAUUUCCGAAGGCUUGGUAGGUUAUUAUGACACCAAAGCAUCUAGCGAGUCGCUUGAUAUAAGGACAGUCAAUAUUUAGUAUGUAGCAUUGGUACAAAAGGCGCCAAAACAUAUGCACCACAAAAAUCACUUGGCAUGAGGGCUGGAAUACUGCUCGGGCACCCAAGCUAAAGCAGACGGUUUUCUUGCCCCCAAAUGCCCUGGUGUGGCCGAGAGUGGGGUUGACCCGCCCUUCCUCUCAAAAUGAUUUCACACGGCCGCGCGUAUACGGCCUCUGCCAGGGAAGUCCUGCUCACUGCCUUCUCGUGGCGGGGGUGUUGUUCACGAAAGUGAGGGAACAAAAAGCGAAUGUCCGGCGCUUUAUCCGGAUCCCCAACCAAUGGUGCACAUGGGUUCCAGUAUCCUGCGGAAACAAAUGGCGUACGAACCAGUCGUUGGUCACCGGCUACCAUGAGACUAUUUCUCCUCACGAUGCUCCAUUACCUUGUGUGUCAGACCUUUAGGCCAAACGCUCGGGAUGUGGCCCCCUAAGAAAACCACCUGUUUCGGUUUGGGUACCCGAACAGUAUCACAGCCAACAUACAAAUAAAUUGAAAUGACGAUAUUUAUUGAAAAUUCUAUUCUCGCUUCGAUUUACAGUCAAACGAUUCACAUUAUUAUUGUUAUUUACUACGUCAUUUACUCACUCUCUUUUAUUCCCUAUUUUUCGACUUAUACAGCAGCUCGCCUAUGGUGGGAACUCGGUUCUAUCUGAACGUUCUCGAUUGACUGCCCGGUUGAAAAUUGUAUGCUAACACCAAAUACGAAUACUGAGGCAGUUUUUCUGAAACCACGUGCACCAUUCAAACUGGCUGCCUUCAACGUUCGCGCACUUAUGCAGGUCGGACAACAGAUGGGGCUGACUAUGUCUUUGGAGUCUUAAUAUCGACGUUUGUUGUCUAUCCGAGACCCGUAUUCAAGACUCUGAUGAAGUACUACAAGUUCGCUCUCCAUCUGUCGCUUCAAAAAACUUGUUUUAUGUGCGUUUGUCCGGGGACCCUGUGGCAUCUUCGUCUGGUCUUGCUGGCGUUGGUGUCGCACUAAGAGCUAGAGCUGAGGCAGCACCAAUCGAUUAGAUCCCCAUCAACAGUCGGCUAUGUGCUGUUAGAUUAGAAAGUUCCACCAAAGUGAGAAGAAAUCGGCGUGAGAAACGAUGUCUUUUCGUCAUCUCCGCCUAUGCCCCGACAGAUUGCAGCCCGGAUGCAAUCAAGUAUGAAUUCUACCAUCAGUUAACUGUUCUUCUCCAGGAAGUGCGUUCGACAGAUAUUGUAGUACUAGCCGGAGACUUGAGUGCUCAAGUCGGGCGUUUAGACACAGAAGAGAAUCGUUUGGGUGGCCUAUGGGGACUUGCUGGUCACAGGACAGAUAACAGAGACCGUCUACUGUAACUGUGCACAGACUACAACCUGUUUCUGGCUAGCACUAACUUUCGGCACAGUCAUCGCCGAUGUGCCACCUGGCGUCCUCCCUCUGCAUCUCAAGCCUGGACUCAGAUUGAUCACAUCGCGAUCAGCUACCGCUGGCGUGGUUGUGUACAAGACUGCCGCUCCUUUUGGAGUACCUAUCUGGAUUCUGACCAUGCUUUGGUUUGCGCCAAUCUUACCUUACUUUUCAGUGGUCAACGAAGUCACCGCCACCAACGGAUUGAUGUUAGCAAGCUAGUUGCAACUUCUGUUGCUAGUAAGUAUCGAACCGAGCUAGUUUCUAGGCUAGCUACCAUUCCACCGACAAGUAUAGAUGAGCAUUGGUUGCAAUUGCAUGACGCCAUGAAAAUGGCGGGUACAGUCAGUUGUGGGUUCGCGAAACGUCCCGCUUAUAAGCACUGGGUUUCUUCAGGUUCCUUACUUUGAUUAACCAAAGUGAAACCCUAUCAAGUCAUAAACUCACUGACAUCUAUUUUUACUUAUGUCUUGGUUUUGACUGGUAAAGUCUGUAGUUGUAAUCCAACCAUACAUUUCCUUUAUUAUCUGAAGAUCUUGUUUAUUGUUUUCGAUUGUUUGUUUUAAGUUACUUGGUUUUGUCAUUAACUCACUAGGUUUCUCUUCUAUUAUGCUAAUGAUAAUUGUAAUAGCCGAGUAUGUAGUCACAACAAUUCCUACAUUGCUUCCAUUUAAGUUGAUUGCCUUCAUUCCAAACUAGCUCUAUUUGGAGAGUGUGUUAAAAAUCACUUUAAAGAUACCCAACAUAUAAACCCAUCAUUCUCAUUCGUGUUAGUAAACGACUGCAUUUCCUAAUACAUUACAGGCUCUCCACCGUCCGUGCCGUUGCAAUCAGUAUAUUUUGCACAUAUCUUCCAUUCUUGGAUAUUCCAGUAUUUUGGCCGAUACUAGUAAUGUAUUUUAUAAUGUUGUUUGCUAUUAUGAUGAAGAAGCAAAUUAAGGUUUGUUUUAUCACUUUUUAUGAUAUUUACCUAUGUGCAGUUAAUAUUGCCUAUUUGUUUAAUCUACUGUUCGUCCUAUCAGUUUGUUUUAAGUUUUAUAACUCCAUUGAGUUUCACGUGGAAAACUUCAGAUAUCAAAUGCUAACUUUUCGUUACCUUUUAUUAUAUUGUUAGGUGCGAUAUUCAGGUUUUGUAGAUCAGUUCACGUACUGUAGCAAUGACUAUUUUACCCUCAGGUUUCACAGAAGAAUAUAUACAUAUGUGUUUGUUGAUAAUGUUCCAUAGUAUUGUUCUAUUCACAUAUUGAAAAGCUUUUCAAACCCUGAUUAUUUAAGAAAGACCAUUUAUCCCCCCAUUUCUUGAUAACUUAACGAGUUAAAAGUUCGAGUAGCCGGAUUACAGUUUCACUCCGUGUGAUGGUUAGUAAUGCUACCCGACCUUCGAAAUUGAAGUAGAUAGAUUGAAGUUUAAACCUGAGACCUGAUGGUUAGAAUUUGGUUACUGUGGUUAUAGAGCCACCAUUUCAAUCUGCUGUUUGUUAUUUCAUUUCAGCCACUCACUUCUAGUCAUCAUAGAACCUGGCACAAAUGUACAUUUCCCUAAGCUGCCACACUACUUCAAUAUAGCAAAAUAAAAUUAAUAAUUGGUGAAUGGGUAGUGUUAGUAUUAAUGAUAAAAUAAUUAAAUAUGGUUCU